Molecule: messenger RNA, 1338 nt
Organism: Punctularia strigosozonata HHB-11173 SS5
Lineage: Eukaryota; Fungi; Basidiomycota; Agaricomycetes; Corticiales; Punctulariaceae
Product: PLP-dependent transferase
Exons: 5
Coding region: 1-1278 (425 amino acids)
Biological process (GO): biosynthetic process
Molecular function (GO): pyridoxal phosphate binding
Source: RefSeq, a predicted model, not a curated record
AUGGCAUCUCCAUUGCAAUUCCGUUUGGCGAAGAAUGUUUUGACUACCGUAGCGGCACCCAUACCCGCGGCCUACAGCUGGGGUUCACGAUAUGUUGCUUCGCCGUCGCGACCCCUGCUCGACAUGGCGCAGGGCAGUCCGUCAGGCCCUCCACCGGCGGUUGUGUUGGAUGUGAUGAAGGAGGCUGUCUCAAAUCCGACAAGCUCGCGGUAUGACACUGCCGAGGGAAAUCGCCAGCUCGCGAAGGCACUCGUCGGCGAGAUGAAAACAGUGUACGGAGAAGGGAUUGACGUGAACGACGCAGAUGUUGCGAUCACCGCAGGGUGUAACCUCGCGUAUGCAUCCGUAGUGAAAACUCUUGCCGAUGCAGGAGACGAGAUUAUUCUUCCGAUUCCAUGGUACUUCAACCAUCAGAUGACUAACAAUCUUCUCGGCAUCAAGACGGUCCCAUUACCUACUGAGCCAGAAAACGGCUUCAUGCCCUCAGUAGAACGUUGUGCAUCCCUGAUCACCCCAAAGACACGAGCUAUUGCUCUCGUCACGCCAAACAAUCCAACCGGCUGCAUCUAUACGCCAUCCCUGAUUCUGUCCUUCGCGCAGCUCGCCAAGAAACACAAAAUCGCGCUCAUCCUGGAUGAAACCUACCGCGACUUCAUCGCAUCGGGACCCCCACAUAUGCUCUUCCAUCGACCCUCCACCAAGCAAAUCCCAGCCGACUGGUACUGGCGCUCGACCCUCAUCCACCUCUUUUCCUUCUCCAAGAGCUACUUUAUCCCCGGCUACCGCCUCGGCGCGAUCGUCGGCUCGCCUGACCUCCUGCGCGAGACGACCAAAGUCCUCGACUGCCUGCAGAUCUGCGCGCCGACAGCCGCCCAGCGCGCGCUCGGCACGCCGGAUCUACUCUCCAGCCUCCGACCCUUCCUCCUCACGACCGCGGAGAACCUUGCGCACCGACACGCGCUGUUCAAGGCGCACCUGCCCAAUACGUGGCACAUCGGCAGCCAGGGCGGGUACUACGCCUUCGUACGGCACCCGUUCGCGGAAAAGACGGCCGAGGAGGUGUGCAAGCGCCUCGCGGAAGAAGGCGGCAUCGUAUCCCUCCCUGUGCAGUUCUUCACGGAGGAGGAAGCGAUGAGAGGCGAAACCGACCAGGAGUGGCGCAGAUGGAUACGGUUCUCUGUGGCCAACGGGGAUGAUGAGAAGGUGCUGAUGGUUUGUCGGAGGCUGAAGGAAUGCGAGGAGAGCUUCGCAUGGGAUAUAGACACGCACCGAUCGUAACGACCCUACCAACACUAUGGUCGCCAACUCGCAUCUAUUUGAACUUGCGUCAGGACAUCA